Messenger RNA from Vicugna pacos (alpaca), 2182 nucleotides. The record is from RefSeq and is a predicted model, not a curated record. Lineage: Eukaryota; Metazoa; Chordata; Mammalia; Artiodactyla; Camelidae.
AUGGAAGAGUUUUCUUUGAAACUGGCGAGAAUCAACCAAUCCGAGCGCGCGCCAGCCGGGGUAAAUGGCUGCCCUUUCCAGUUAACUAGGUCGACUCCAUUUAAGCCUCGGUCUCAGUUAGCGACUCUCCAUCGCGGACGCGCCCAGUGUGGAGGCCGAUUUCUUUCCAGCCCAAAUUGGCCCCUGUCCACCUCUCUGGCUGCUCCGCAGUCUCAGCGACCGGCCGAUUUAUUUCGAGGUUUGACAGCGAGCGGCGGCGCUGCCACCAAGAGCUACGCUUGGCUCCCGCUCCCGGGAACGCCGCGGAAGCUGGUGCCCGGCUUUUCCCUUCUUGGAGUGGAGAAACGCAGGCGAGCCGCUGGUUUACAGCUGCUUGACAAUCGGAGUGUUUGCACUUCUCCUAGAGGUUUGGCUUCAGCAUCUACUUUUGCUGCCACUGCUAGUUCAGGCGCCAUGCUGUUUACCUCAUUCUCAAAUGCUUCUACUUCCACUGCUGCUACUGGGUUCUCAUUUGGUGCCCCAUCAACUUUGGCUGGAGUAUUUGGUGAUACAACUUCAGGAUUUGGAUUAAAAUUCCCUGGAAUAGGUGGAGCAGUUUCUACAGCAUCUACUACAUCAACUACCACCACCACCACUAACACCACCACCACUACCACCACAACCACCAGUGGCUUUACCUUCAAUCUAAAACCAGUGACAUCAUCUGGGAUUAGUAACACUGUUCCAGUCGGUAUUACUCCUGUACCUUUUACUUCGACUGUUGAUGCAAUUGUAACUCCGGUGAUGACAUAUGGUCAGCUGGAUGCUCUGCUAAACAACUGGAGCCUUGAGUUAGAGGAUCAAGAGAAACACUUUCUUCACCAGGCCACUCAGAUCAAUGCUUGGGACCAUAUGUUGAUUGAAAAUGGUGAGAAGAUUACUGCUUUACAUGGAGAAGUAGAAAAAGUGAAACUGAAUCAGAAAAGACUGGAACAAGAAUUGGAUUUUAUCCUUUCACAGCAGAAGGAACUAGAAGAUCUCUUGAUCCCUUUAGAGGGAUCUGUAAAGGGCGAAAGUGGGUCUGCUUAUCCGCAGCAUACAGAUGAGGAGCAUGAGAGGACUUACAAUGUAGCAGAAAAUAUAGAUGCUCAGCUGAAACAAAUGGCCCAAGAUUUCAAGGACAUUAUUGAGCACCUGAAUACAUUUGGAAGUCCUGCUGACCCUACUGACCCGCUCCAGCAGAUCUGCAAAAUUCUGAAUGUUCAAGUGGACUCUCUGCAGUGGAUUAAUCAGACUUCAGACAUGCUGCAAAGGAAGGUGGAAGAGGUCACAGAGGUUUUCGAGCAUCCUUGUCGCAAGGAGCAGGAACGCAAUGUCGUGAUUGCUUUUGAUUGAAUGACCAUAUCUUCAGCAUGUUGUUUCUAGGUUAUGUAUUACCUACAAAUUUUGAUUGUGUUCAUUAGAGUAGUAUUUACAGUUAUUAUUCAAUCUUUGGUAGCAAUAAAGUGUGUGUGUAUUUUUUUCCACUUAAAUAUUGUGCUACUGAGAAUUAUACUGUAGUUUGGCUUUAAGUAAUAGCAAAUCAAAACUAUAUCAGCCCUUCAGUCUAGGCAGCAACCUAUUUGAUGUUGACUCCGUGUGUUUAAUUCAUGUCUUACUUUCCUAGAGUCCAUGUUACCACCAGCAUACAUUCAUAGAGAAAUGUUUGCCAAAAAAAUAGAUGCCAGCCAGUCUUUACUGAGUGCCUGUUAACAUUCAGCAUAUAGUGCUAGGUACUGUGAAGUCUCUCUCCUCAAAGGAACUUACUGUCUACUUUGACAUAUAAUUACUACCUGUCUGUAUAAAAGUAAUAUAGACAGUACAGGGAAGUAUGCUAUGAAUUACAGAAAGUAUGCUAUAGAAAUUCAGAGAAGGAAGGAAAUGUUAGGGUGGAUUUGGGGCUUGAAUUAGGUUAUUUUUAAAAGGGUAAAGUUCAGGCAAUUCAUUUUUGAUGUAUGGAUAAUCUGGUGUUCUACUUGGUUUUAGCAAAUGAUUUAUAGUUGUUGGUUUCGUGUAUUUGUAUAUCUGUUUUUCAAGCAAAAGCCUUGUUCAUAGCUUGAUCUCUUGUGUUUCAUGUUUUACCUAAGUCAUAAAUAAAGGCAGUGCUCUAAAAAAGAAAAGUAAAACACUAAAAUAAACUGCUUUAAAGUUUUUGAGUGACUAG